Molecule: messenger RNA, 1248 nt
Organism: Sinocyclocheilus rhinocerous
Lineage: Eukaryota; Metazoa; Chordata; Actinopteri; Cypriniformes; Cyprinidae
Product: nucleoside diphosphate kinase 7-like
Exons: 12
Coding region: 66-1190 (374 amino acids)
Biological process (GO): UTP biosynthetic process; CTP biosynthetic process; GTP biosynthetic process
Cellular component (GO): axonemal microtubule; centrosome
Molecular function (GO): nucleoside diphosphate kinase activity; ATP binding
Source: RefSeq, a predicted model, not a curated record
AAGACAAUCAACCGUCUGUUAAACAGCAAUCAACAAAUAUUAUCAUUCCUUUAAAGAAAUCAGACAUGGAUGAGCGCUUUGCCUUUCUGGCUGAGUGGUACGACCCCAGUGCUGCUCUCCUGCGACGAUACCAGCUGCUCUACUACCCUAAAGAUGGCUCUGUGGAGAUGUUUGAUAUGAAGAACCAGCGCACCUUUCUACGGAGGACCAAGUUUGAUGAGAUUCAUCCAGAGGAUCUGUUUGUUGGCAACCGAGUAAACGUCUUUUCCCGUCAGCUGAACCUCAUAGGUUACGGGGAUCAGUACACAGCCAACAAACUGGGCAGUAAGAAGGAGAGGACUUUGGCUAUGAUUAAGCCGGACGCUGUCACAAAAGUUGGCGACAUUAUUCAGAUGAUUUAUGAUGCCAACCUUAUUGUCACCAAAGCCAAAAUGACCAAACUUACAUGGAAGCAGGCAGCGGACUUUUACACGGAACAUCAGUCAAAGUCUUUUUUCAAUAAUUUGGUGCAGUUUGUGAGCUCCGGUCCCGUGAUUGCUAUGGAGCUGAUGGGGGAUGAGGCAGUGUCUACCUGGAGAAAAGUUCUAGGCCCGACUGAUUCUGGUGUGGCACAAAAAGAUGCAGCGAAUAGUCUUAGAGGCCAGUUUGGUACCGAUGGCACUAAGAAUGCAGGACAUGGGUCCGACUCGUUGGCAUCUGCUGCACGGGAGCUGGAGUUCUUCUUCCCUUCUACUACUGGUCACGGUCCCUCCAACACAGCCAUGUACUCAGACUGCACCUGCUCUAUCAUUAAACCUCAUGCCAUCUCAGAAGUGUUUACGGGAAAGAUCCUUAAGUCAAUUAUAGAAAAUGGAUUUGAGAUAUCUGCCCUACAAAUGUUCAACAUGGAUCGAGUGAAUGCUGAGGAGUUUUUAGAGGUUUAUAAAGGGGUUGUAGCCGAGUACACUAAUGUGGUGGAUGAACUUUGUUCCGGACCUUGCAUGGCCCUGGAGAUCCAUGCUGCUGAUUCACCCAGAACCUUUCGGGAGUUCUGUGGACCUGCAGACCCUGAAAUUGCACGCCACCUUCGGCCCACCACUUUGCGAGCGCUCUACGGCAAAAACAAAGUGCAGAAUGCCGUUCACUGCACCGAUCUACCGGAAGACGGGAUUCUGGAGGUCCAAUAUUUCUUUAAGAUUUUAGAUGUGUGAAGCAACCACGAGAGACGACCAUCCAGCAGUUAUUUAAAUAAAGACCACUUCAACAAUA